UUCUCUCUCUCUCUCUUUUUAUUACCUAUAUAUAUAUAAAAACAUGUUUACUUAUUUCGAAGAAUGGUUGGAUCCCACAUUAAAAAUGGAAGCGGUGGAUUUAAGCAGUUUAUUUCCAUUAGAUUUUUUAUAUCCAGAAGGAGAUGAAUUGACUAGUUCUUCACCUUGUUCCAGUAGCGGUACAUUUUCAUCCUGUUCUUCUUCUGGUUCAACUACACCCGAAUUCGAACCAUUCGUGCUUUUGGAUCUUCCCCAUACAUUUGUCUUUCCUGAAAAGCAAAAACCCUUUGGCUGUCACAUUUGUUCCAGGUCUUUUGCCCGUAAACACGAUCUUCACCGUCACAUUCGAGUACAUACAGGUGCUAAACCCUAUUCGUGUUUAAGUUGUGCUAAAUCUUUUGCUCGUACAGAUGCUCUUAAGCGUCAUUUACGUAUGGAGGAACAUUGCAGAACAAGUCCAGUCAUACAAGCCAUGAAAGAUGCUGGCAAUAGACGCUAUAGGAAUUUAUAGACCUCUUAAAUUCUCUCUUUCAACCCACAUACACACACACACACCAAAUUUCCCCCCUUCCCUUUCCCUUUCUUUAUAACAUUUUACGCAUUUUUACGUUUUUUUUUUUUUUUU
This is a messenger RNA of Mucor mucedo, 625 nucleotides long. RefSeq lists its product as uncharacterized. Gene Ontology annotation, molecular function: RNA polymerase II cis-regulatory region sequence-specific DNA binding; DNA-binding transcription factor activity. Bases 44 to 511 code for a protein of 155 amino acids. The record is from RefSeq and is a predicted model, not a curated record. The transcript has a single exon. Gene Ontology annotation, biological process: regulation of transcription by RNA polymerase II. Lineage: Eukaryota; Fungi; Mucoromycota; Mucoromycetes; Mucorales; Mucoraceae.